UGUAGCCCAAGCAGCAUGUGAUCCAGCAGCCUCCGUCCUCCAGUCUCCUGUGAGCGCUCCUGACGCUGGGUACCACACUGAAACUGAAGUGCCGCCAGGCGGAUGUUAAUGUCGCUCUCCUGAUAUGAUAGGCUUUCUUUGGCAGCCGCAUUGUUAUUAAACACUGGAUAUUGCGGAUCGCUUCAAAAGACUCACGGACUGAGGCCCAGACCUGGAAUCCAGCACUUGCUUUUGCUCCUCAGCUCCUCCCACAUAACAUCCAGCCAAACCUUCUCCACUCUCUGUCUGUAUCACCUCUCUCUGUUGCCACCAUACUCUCUCUCUCUCUCCACCCCCACCCCCUUCCCAGCUCCCAACCCUCAGCGUCCCUGAUGCCUAAGAACAGCAAGGUGACACAGCGCGAGCAAAGCCAUGAGCACGUCACAGAGUCGGUGGCUGACCUGCUCGCACACGAGGAGCCACUGGACUACAAGAACAGCUCCCUGAAUGUUGGAGGAGCUGCUGGGAAGAAAGUCCCACAGAUAGAGCUCCCCGAAAAUGAUGGACGCCCUGCCUGGAACAGCAAGCUGCAGUAUAUCCUGGCCCAGGUGGGCUUCUCUGUGGGCCUGGGAAACGUGUGGCGCUUCCCUUACCUGUGCCAAAAGAAUGGAGGAGGUGCUUAUUUGGUUCCCUACUUCGUCCUCCUCAUCAUUAUUGGCAUCCCGCUCUUCUUCCUGGAGCUGGCAGUGGGUCAAAAGAUCCGGCGUGGGAGCAUCGGGGUGUGGAACUAUGUCUGUCCCCGUUUGGGGGGGAUAGGGAUGUCCAGUCUGAUGGUGUGUGGCUUUGUGGGUCUCUACUAUAACGUGAUUAUCGGUUGGAGCAUCUUUUACUUUUUCCAGUCCUUCCAGUAUCCUCUGCCAUGGAGUGACUGUCCAAUAAGAAAGAAUGGAACUCAAGCGAUUGUGGAGCCGGAGUGCGACAAAAGCUCAGCCACCACCUAUUUCUGGUACCGUCAGACUCUGAACAUCACCAGUACCAUCGCAGAGAGCGGCGGCCUCAACGUUAAAAUGACCCUGUCCCUGCUGGUGGCCUGGAUCAUCGUCUGCCUCGCUGUCAUUAAAGGAAUCGCCUCCUCUGGGAAGGUGAUGUACUUCAGUUCCCUUUUUCCCUAUGUAGUGCUUUUCUGUUUCCUGGUCAGGUGUUUAAUGCUGAAGGGAUCUGUGGACGGUAUCGCUCACAUGUUCACUCCCAAGCUGGAGAAGAUGAUGGAGCCUCAGGUGUGGAGGGAAGCAGCCACCCAGGUCUUCUUCGCCCUAGGCCUUGGAUUUGGAGGAGUCAUAGCUUUCUCCAGCUAUAACAAGAUAGACAACAACUGUCAUUACGAUGCUGUGCUCGUCUCUUUCAUCAACUUCUUUACCUCCAUUCUGGCCACACUGGUGGUGUUCGCUGUGCUGGGCUUUAAGGCCAACAUCAUGAAUGAAAAGUGUGUCGUAGAGAAUGCCGAGAAGAUCAUCGGGUACCUCAACUCGAAUGUUCUGAGCCACGAUCUGAUCCCUCCACAUGUGAACUUCUCCCACCUCACCACGUCAGACUACGCUGAGAUGUACGGAGUCAUCAAGACGGUGAAAGAGGACAGCUUCUCCCGGCUGGGUCUGGAGCCCUGUGUCCUAGAGGACGAACUCAACAAGGCGGUGCAGGGCACAGGCUUGGCCUUCAUUGCCUUCACAGAAGCCAUGACCCAUUUCCCAGCUUCUCCUUUCUGGUCAGUCAUGUUCUUCUUCAUGUUGAUCAACCUGGGUCUUGGCAGCAUGAUUGGCACUAUGACUGGUAUUACCACGCCCGUUCUCGACGCCUACAAGGUCCAGAAGGAGCUUUUGACAGUGGGUUGCUGCAUCGUAGCCUUUUGCUGUGGCCUGUUGUUUGUUCAGCGCUCAGGGAAUUAUUUUGUCACCAUGUUUGAUGAUUACUCCGCUGGUCUGCCGCUCACCAUCGUGGUCAUCCUGGAAAACGUGUCUGUUUCGUGGAUCUAUGGCACCAAGAGGUUCAUGCAAGAUCUGGAGGACAUGUUGGGUUUCCGUCCUUAUUCCUUCUAUUUCUACAUCUGGAAGUACGUUUCUCCUCUGUGUCUCAUCGUGCUCAUCUCUGCCACUGUCAUAGAGAUGGCCAUCAGCCCACCAGGAUACAACGCCUGGGUCCAAGAGCUGGCUCAGGAGCGCUUCCAGAGUUACCCUCCGUGGGCACUGGCCAUGUGCUUUGCUCUCAUUGUGGCGGCCAUGCUUCCUCUGCCCAUUGUCUUCAUCGCCCGUCACUUCAACCUGCUGUCCGAUGGCUCCAACAAGCUGUCUGUCUCCUACCGUAAAACCAUGAUGAAGGAUAUUUCCAACCUGGAGGAGCAGGAUGAGGCGAGGUUCAUCCUUGGCGCCAAGCCUGGUGAGGCGCUGUCAUCUGCUCCUGCAUCCAGAGCUUACCUGACUCCUGGAGGGAACAAAGCCCUCGACCCCAACUCUCUCUCCCCAAAUAGCUGCUACGGAACGAGCUACCAGAACGCCGCCAUCAGCCCCACCACCCCAACCACACCUGUCACCCCUGAGUCUGACUCUUGAUUACUGUUCGGCCUGUUGAAACACCCAUCUGACACCCCCCUGUAGCCUAAUCCACUGUUCAACCACAAAGUGUCCACUGGGGGUCACUGCAACGCUGAGAAUCCCCACCACUGUCCUACUAACCUCAGAAUCAUCCCACCACAAUACAUAAACCUCCCAUUUAGCUAAGCACAGGCAUCCCUAAGAAACAGCAAGGAACCACCUGUGAACAUGUCCCAAAUGUUUCACUCUGUCCCAGUAAUGUGCUGGACAGGUAGUUAGUCUGUAAAUUUACUUUAGCCAGUAUGAGAAGACAAAAUUCGGUAUUUCUGUUCUUAAAACUCACAGUUGAUUGAAGAUACAGUGUGAGAUUGACAGCACAGAUACAGUGCAGCUGUAUCCGCUGCUGUUCUGUAUGAGACAGACUUUAAUGUGACCAAGUUUGUGAUGAGGCUUCAGAUGAGGUUCUGUGGUCUGCUUUUCUUUGCCUUAGCAUAAGGAUCCUCUGCAGACACAGCACCGCUGCCACAGGUCCAGCAAAAUCCACGUCCUGCCCUGCACAGUGCAGGGAAGCUGAAGGAAUGUAGUGUGACCUAUGUGCUCCGGUCUGGUCGGGAGCCAUAGCUUUUUGUUCAGUACGGUGGCACAUAGAGCCAAGAUGAAUGUGAGUUUAAUCUUUAAGGUUUAAAGCCUUUCAGUGUUUGCUUUGCUGCCCUCUGUAGCGAUAAUGUGUGUCAAAGCCAUACGGUCUGUCUAACACUAAAAGGUUCCUUGAUUUUGUAUUAAAACGUAUGCAGUAACUCUUGUGUGUAUAUACCUAGAUGAGCAACCUCUGUUCAAUUUAUAAUAACACCACUUAUGCACUAAACUAGACAACACUUCUCAUUGUGUAGCUUUGUUUUCAAAGCCAAGUUCAGAGGGCUCUCUGUAUUGUAAACUAUGCUUCAGGCUGCUGUAAAGACACCAGUUUAUGUUACAUGUUGCUAUCACACAUAGGCGAGCCUUUCUCCUGCUGUAUUUUGUGUGUAUCCAGUGUUGUUCUCGUUCAUUGUGUAGGAGUGACAUGAUGUAACAUGACAAGGAUAUUAUUAAUGUUUGUGUAAUCUGGAGGAGAUCCAAAACUAGAGUCUCAUCACCCAUGUUAAACAUUCUGUAGCUUUGCUGUAGAAACGCACUAAUUUCAUUAACUCCACCAAAGAACAAGAUGUAGAUAAUAAAACACUUGAACAUCACACAUUUAUACAGCAUAAUAGAAUAGCCAGCUCAUCUCUGCGCUCAUAAUGUGGAAGGUGGUGUUGGCAAUCAGCUGAAAAAGAGCUUGAUUUAAGCUCUUGAAACACAGAGCAAUCAAAUUUCUUCAUUGACAACAGCAAAGCCUGUUUGUGAGGAUCUGAAAACAACAAUCUGAAAAAUACCUUGUAAGCUGGCAUGAUACAGAUGUGACUUUCCUCUAAAUGUACAAAAAAGCACAAAAGAGACUUAAAGGAUUAAACUUGCACAAGUUGGCCAUUGCCCCUAAUUAAUAAGUAAAGCAAGGCACGUUGUUUAUUUUUAGCAUUUAUGCACAUGUCUAAUUAGUGACAGCUAUUAUGAAAUGGCCAAACUGGAGAAUCAGUGAAUAGAUUUGGAGCACAAACUAUAAUGCACAAACUCUGUUAAGAGUCAAACAAAACCACUGAAUGUCAAUUUGGCCUUUACAAGCACAACAUAGAUUCAUCAUUUCAACAAAGAAAAAAAAAAGACGAAGAAGAAGAUUCCUUCACUUAUCCUGUACAGACCAAAAAAUCAAAAGAUGACACUUAUUAGUGCAAUUGAAAGAAUUGUGUUUUUAAAUUAAUUGUAUGCUUUAAUAAAGCAUAAAAUUAAGCAGCUAACUCUGUGAACAUUUUAAUGCUUGAUACUAUCAAAAAAUAAAUAAUCAAAAAAUGAACUAUAUAGUGUAAUUAGUCUUAUAUUCCUUGUCACAUGCACAGAUUCACGCUCUCAGUUGCAGCGCUACUAAAACAAGUUGAGUAGCUCAGUCAGGCCACAGCAGGCUUCCGCCGUAAAGAAGAUUUUUUGGACUCCUGGUUGAACCAGCAGAGAAUCUUAAGUUUUCCCAAAACACGUCUGACUCCCGUUCACACUGGCACUCAACCGCAGUCACCAACAGCAAGACAAGUUCAAAAUGACCUCACUUUAGUUUGCGUUAUCUUGAAGAGGAUACCUUCAUUUAUUUUUUUAACCACAGUAUUCAAAGCCAUGACAUCAAGGAUUAAAUGGACUAUAUUUAUAUUACUGUAUAUUUGCAGUGUACCUUGGUGUGAAUUCUACUGAUGAAUAACAGAUUUUAUCUUUUAAAAGUGACCAGUAUAUAUAUUUUCAUCUUGUGUAAUGUAUAUUUGAAUUGUAUAGUUAAAGACUUAUCUAUUUUGUAGUUUCUGUAGCCAGGUCUUGUUAUGGGGCAUGGAGGAGGUAUGAUGUCUACCAUGUGUGGUGUCAGUGUAAGGAUUUCUCCUCUGAUGUAGUCAGAGGAGCUGUGUGUCUGUCCAGCUACGCCUCCUCUUAGAUCAAGUGCACUAUCUCACCCGUCUCUAUUUUAGCUUUACUGGUCGACUCUGUUUUGUUUCUUGUCUUGUUUUAGUCUGAGGGAGCCAGGCAGCUCCUCACCAUGUAGAUAAUCAUUUAAGUCUGUAAAUAGUCCUGUGUAAUCGAGCUAUUCUGAGAGAUAGAUAUUACUAAUGUGAAGUGUAUACAUGUCUUAAAAAAGUACAAAACUGUUUUGACUGUAAACGUGACCUAAAGUAAUGCUGAAUGUGAAUAUGAAUGCACUUUUUUCACUUGGACUGGAAAAAUGUUUUCUUUUUUUCUUUUUUUUUUUUUUGUCGUCUUCGUAGUAAGUUCAAGGUUUGUCCUCGCAUGGCCACAGUCUGUUAAACUGAUAUCAAGUGAUGUGAAGUGCAGAAAAGCAACUGUGGCGGGAAGAAAAGCUUGACACCUGACAGUGAGCAUAUUGGCAGUGAUUAGGAACUGCCCCUAGAAGAUAAAGGGAUGCUGUGACUCUCCUUUACAAGUGCUGGACUGUGUGUGUGUGUGUGUGUGUGUGUGUGUGUGUGUGUGUACCGGUUUGUAGACUCCUUCUCAUUAACUGUGGGUGCAGGGCCUUACUGAGCACAUGUUGCAAGCACUGUCUGUACAGGAGGCACAUUAUUUAGAAAAAUGUCCCUUUACAGCAUCUCUCACAACAGAGAGAUGGUUUUUCUCCUCAGUCAUCAUGAUUACAUAAUGUUGAGACUUAAUGUAAAAAAACAAAAAAUGUAAAUUGUGGGCAUCACCAAAAAUAUCAAUAAAGACUAAACAA
This is a messenger RNA of Myripristis murdjan (pinecone soldierfish), 5901 nucleotides long. RefSeq names its product sodium-dependent neutral amino acid transporter SLC6A17-like. Gene Ontology annotation, cellular component: synaptic vesicle; plasma membrane. Gene Ontology annotation, biological process: sodium ion transmembrane transport; L-leucine transport; proline transport. Bases 372 to 2582 code for a protein of 736 amino acids. The record is from RefSeq and is a predicted model, not a curated record. The transcript is spliced from 12 exons. NCBI's taxonomy places the organism in Eukaryota, Metazoa, Chordata, Actinopteri, Holocentriformes, Holocentridae.